Tigriopus californicus is the source of this 2173-nucleotide messenger RNA. RefSeq names its product scavenger receptor class B member 1-like. Lineage: Eukaryota; Metazoa; Arthropoda; Copepoda; Harpacticoida; Harpacticidae. Gene Ontology annotation, molecular function: scavenger receptor activity. The record is from RefSeq and is a predicted model, not a curated record. Gene Ontology annotation, cellular component: membrane; cytoplasm.
UCUAUCUUGACAAUAGCAAGUGAACUGUAUUUUAAAAAAAGGGCAGUGUCUGAUUCCUGAUUGAGCGCAUUUAUCUCCUUAUUAGCGGUCAAGUGUAAGUUAAAACACAUGUGUCAAUCUCGUCGAAAACCCGCCACAACUCUAAGUGACCAAAACGACUGAUAAGCAAUUGACACAAGUGUGUUUAGGGUGCAACCAACCUUCGUGCCUUUUAAGAGCGGGGACAAAGGUCGAGUUUCGCCUUGAAAGGGUGGAAUUUGAAGGAGUUCAAUUCUGCAUGUGCAGUCAUUCCCCUGCUAGAGCUGCUCCGGGAUUGCUGCUCCAGGAUUGCUCACUCCCCUGUCCAAUGCCGUCCUAGCUCUCGGUGGUUGAUCGACACGAGAUCAUGUGCUGGAGGGCGUGUUUCAAGAAGGAGCAGGAAGUGGGAUCGUGAUCCAUAAUGCCAUCCAACGGAACCUACACCCUGGCCCCUCCUGAAGAAUUCACUCAGGAGGAGUUCCAAAACAUCAAGAAACCGCGCAGAAGAAGUAGAAAAUGCCAGAAAUACGCCUACUACUCGUGUGGAUUGGGCUUUCUUUUCAUUAUUGGAGCCCUUAUCAGCGCCAUUUUCCUUGAGGAGUUCCUGGAGCGGCAAAUCCUGGACAACAUGCCCUUGGCUGAGGGAAGCCGCACCUUUCAAGGGUUCCAAAGGCCACCCGUUCGUCCCAGGAUGUACCUCUACAUGUUCAAUCUGACCAAUCAUGAAGAUUUUCUCGCGGGUAAAUCGAAGCCGAAGAUGGAAGAACUCGGCCCCUACACCUAUUCCCAAUCCAUGAUUAUGUCGGACCCCGAAUUCCCCGACCCAGACAUCCUACGCUUCACGGUUCAGCGGAAUUUUACUUUCGAGCCCAACGAGUCCGUUGGAUUGGACGAUGCGGAGACUGUGAUAGUGCCCAACAUCCCGCUCUUUGGCGCCAUGCACAAGUUAAAAGACGAGUACCAAAUCGGCAAGAACGUGUUCAAGGAGAUCCUAAAUUCGUAUGACUUUGCUCAAGAUCGCACCCCAUUCCUCAAAUUGACCGUCAAGGAGUUCAUGUGGGGUUACAAGAGCAUUCUCCUCAGUUUACAACGAACCGAGAGUCCGGAAUGUAGCAUUGCCAACGAAGAGUCCUCGUUCGAUGGGUGGGACAACUUUGGGGAUCUAGAUGACGCUUGGGGCGAUUAUAGGGCCGAAAGUGGGGUCCAGUCAGAAAAUACUCUCAAUCAAAUCACGCCCACUGAGGCGGCCAACUUGAUCGACUGUGAUAUCAGAAAAGACAAUAUGGACUCAUUUGGCUUCAUGAGCAUCCGAAACGCGACCAAGCGUGACCUACGGGAAAUCAAUACGGGUGUGUCCAAUCUGACUUUGAAGGGUCGGAUGAUCUCGUGGGACGAUCAAACCAAGGUCCAGUAUUGGGGCUCCGACGAAUGCAACACAAUCCGAAAUGCUCAUGACCCGUCGGCAGUGCCGAUGAACAUUCAAAAGUCCACCCUCUUGAAUGUCUUCGUGGGGGAGCUUUGUCGAAAAUUGAACUUUCAGUACCACGAUGACGCGUUUUAUGACGGGGUCAAGACCUAUCGAUAUUUGCCUCUAUCGAACACGUUCGACAAUCCCGAAGAAAGCCCGGAAAAUGAGUGCUACUGUUUGUCCUCACCGUGUGACCGGAAGUCGGGUCUGUUUGAUAUUGAAUCCUGCCAACCGGGCUCCCCAGUCCUCAUCUCCUGGCCCCAUUUCCUCUUUGGGGACCCUGAUCUCAGACUCGGCGUCGACGGAAUGGAUCCGGAUCCAGACGCUCAUCAAUUCAGAAUAGACUUGGAACCGAAAUAUGGACUCGCCCUGUCAGCCAUGGCCCAAUUUCAGUUCAACGUCAAGAUAGUGAGGAACAACGGCUUUGGGUACUUUGACAAUAUCAACGCGGAGGAAGUCGUUCUACCUUUUUGUUACAUCAAAGAAGGACUACCUGAACCUUCAGAGGAAAUGAUGGCUCAAAUUCACCUCAUCUUGGGCCUGCCGGCCAAAGGGGCCAGAAUCGUUUCAUUGGGGGUGAUGAUUUUCGGGCUCAUCCUGAUGGCGCCAGAGUUGAUGAUUUGGAUUUUCAACUGUGUUGAUAGGCACUAGUCAUCGCCCUCCUCCGCCGGUCAAGACAAGAACGUA